Portunus trituberculatus (swimming crab) is the source of this 2933-nucleotide messenger RNA. RefSeq names its product dynein axonemal light chain 1-like. Gene Ontology annotation, cellular component: cytoplasm. Lineage: Eukaryota; Metazoa; Arthropoda; Malacostraca; Decapoda; Portunidae. The coding region runs from base 424 to 1197 and encodes 257 amino acids. The record is from RefSeq and is a predicted model, not a curated record. The transcript is spliced from 7 exons. Gene Ontology annotation, molecular function: protein kinase binding.
GGCGCGUAGGACUCCCGUUUUUCCACGUCAAUUGUCAGCCCCCGUCACCUGCCACCUGCUCAUGCUACUACUACACCCUCACAGGCUCACCUCCCCGCUGAUGCUCUUUUGUUUCUCGCCAGAUGACAAGAGAGGUGACGAGAUGGCCGUGAAAGAAAAAAAUAAACAAAAUCAGUAGGAGUUUGCAUAGUAGCAGUAACAUUUUUUUUUUUUUUUAUGGAACGUAAUUAUAAUGAGAGCUCAGUGUAUUGUUAAGUUUUGUUCAUGGAGUGUGACGGCCCCAGCUGUUGCCAUGGUUACUGUGUACACUGGGCGAGUCGUGGACGUGACGCUCCUCGCCGGCAGUCAUUUCACGGCCCCCGACUGGAUUAAUUUCUCCUAGCGCAGACCUUGACACUGCUCGUCCCUCCCACUGCGUAAGAAAUGUCCCAGAGCAAGGGCGGGGACUCCCAGAAGAGCACCAGCACUCGAGAGGCGCUGAGGCAGUGGGAGGAAAACACGGGGGAGAAAGCGGGCGAGGCUAUAGAAGUGAAGCUGAUCGGUCUGCAACCCCCGAUUGAAAAACUGGACGCUUCCCUGCAGAACCUGACUGCCUGCGAGAAGCUCUCACUCUCCACCAACACCAUCGAGAAGCUCAACCACCUCAACAACCUGCGCAGUCUUCGCAUACUGAGCCUCGGCAGGAACAAUAUCAAGAGCUUCGCCGGCCUAGAGGUGUUGGCGGAGACACUGGAGCAACUUUGGAUCUCUUACAACCUCAUAGAAAAGCUGAAGGGGAUCGGAGCCUUAAAGAAACUGAAGGUUUUGUACAUGUCCAACAAUUUAGUGAAGGAAUGGGCUGAGUUUAUGAAACUACUCGAGGUGUCAACAUUGGAGGAGCUGAAUUUUGUCGGCAACCCUCUUGAGGAGAAGCACUCGGCGGAGGGCACGUGGAGGUCUGAGGUGGAGCGCAAGCUAACGGCACUCAAGAAACUGGACGGCCUUCCCAUCAUUCGCGAUGUGGAUGACGAGUUGAUUAUUGAGCAGCAGCAACAACAACAACAGCAGGAGGCGCAGCAGACACAGAGCCAGGAGGAAGAGAAACAGGGGGGUGAGGAGGAGGAGAAGAAGCAGGGAGAGGAAGAGGGACAGACGCAGGAGGAGAAAACACAACCACAGGAUCAAGAACAAGAAGCAGAGAAGAAGGAGAGCGGGUAGAAAAUUUAAUUCCUUCAGUACUGGAAGGCAUUUCUACCACGAGUUUUGGAGAUGACUGGACGAUUUUAUUUGCAUUAAGGAGGGUUUAUGAGGGUCAGAAGAUUAAUGGCCAGAGUCAUCAGUAUUUAAAUCCCCACAUCUGUUUCUGAAGCUGUAUAAAAUCCCCAUAUAGUAAGUAUAAUGAAUAUGGAAUUUUGUCAUGGCACUGAAUUACUCUUCCCACCUCUCCUUGUUUCACUUCACCGUGCUAUGUAGACCCAUAUUCAGAAACGCUUUGCUUUCUCACCACGACUAUUUCUAAAGGCCGCAGAGAUGAUUACAGCCCACCGGAUUCUCAAGAGUGUUCUUCCCAUUGAGUAAUCAGUGAGGAAGUAACUGAUUUCCUCAUUAGUCACACGUGUUGUAGGUAGCUGGUUGGUUUUGUAUAUAUUGCUUAUCGGUGCGUUAAUGCCUCUCUCACACCCUACAACUGUUGCUGUUACUUCUUCUAUCGCUGUUGUGUGGUCAGAUGCAUUGAAAGACUCGAAGGUUGGUGUUGUGUUCCAUACAUAUACAGAAAAACAGUCGUCUUAAAUGUUGCUUUGGUUUAUUUGUAGAAUACUGGAGAUUCAUUAGAAUAAAGUAAUAUAUUUAAGAGACACCUGAGUUUACCUUGCACAUGAAAGGGACUGUGUGAUUUAGUUGACUAUAGUAAAUAAUAAUAAUAAUAAUAAUAAUAAUAAUAAUAAUAAUAAUAAUAAUAAUAAUAAUAAUAAUAAUAAUAAUAAUAAUAAUAAUACGUGCUGUACAUCAAUACUUAGCGAUAUUACAUGUGUGGUACGAAUGGAUAUCAAUUUGUAUAUAAAAAAAUACUACAACACUACAACAAGACUACUUACUAAUUACAAUAUACACUUUGGGCUUUACACAACUAAAUACACACAAGGCAACGUCAUCUUCCCUUUGAUUAAGAGCAGACUGUGCAAUUCAGAGAGAGAGAGAGAGAGAGAGAGAGAGAGAGAGAGAGAGAGAGAGAGAGAGACAGACAGACAGACAGCAAAUUUUUUAAGUACUCGUUCGCACUGGAGAGUUGAUAUGAAUGUUAGUAAGAAUAUUCAUAAGAAAGAAAUCUUGCUGUGACUGAAGGCACUCGUCAAUAUAUAUAUAUAUAUAUAUAUAUAUAUAUAUAUAUAUAUAUAUAUAUAUAUAUAUAUAUAUAUAUAUAUAUUACUCUUAUUUACAUUAUUCAUGAGGUUCCUUUGGAGAAACUUAGGGAGAAAGAGACUCAUGCAACACAACAGGCAGGAUGAAGGACGAUAGGAAACUGUACACUGGCUAGCAUAAAUAAAGGCACAAGAUGACACACGACGGACAUUUAUGACAUAGUAAACAGUUUGAACGAAGACAAAGACAAAAGUAAACGACAAGACACAAACACCUUACACAUGCAUGAAAAAAAAGAAUGAGAACCAAAUAUAUAUGACAAGAAGGAGAGAGAGAGAAGAAUAUGAGAUGAAGGAAAAGAAAAAGAGAAAAAAAGAACGUUAGAGGAAAAGUCAAAGGGUAAACAGGAAAAGAAAGAGUGAUGAGGCAGGAUAUAUAAAGAAACGGACGAAAUGAACGACGAAAGAACGAAAGAGGAUGAGGGAGAAGAAGAGGAGGAGGAGAAGGAGGAAAAUACAAGAAGAAUGAAUGAAUGAAUGAAUAAACACAGAAGGAAAUAGAAAGAAACAGACGAAAUAGAAGACGAAAGAAAA